Scheffersomyces coipomensis is the source of this 1686-nucleotide messenger RNA. RefSeq names its product MDR family MFS transporter. The transcript has a single exon. The record is from RefSeq and is a predicted model, not a curated record. Gene Ontology annotation, molecular function: basic amino acid transmembrane transporter activity. Gene Ontology annotation, cellular component: fungal-type vacuole membrane. Gene Ontology annotation, biological process: transmembrane transport; basic amino acid transport. Bases 1 to 1686 code for a protein of 561 amino acids. NCBI's taxonomy places the organism in Eukaryota, Fungi, Ascomycota, Pichiomycetes, Serinales, Debaryomycetaceae.
AUGUCUGACUUGACAAAGGAUACAGAAACUACUGUAUUAAUCGAGGAGCAUGAUAUUGAAUCCUGUUCAAGGAUAUCUGAAUAUGAUUCUUGUGAAAGUAUUUUGGAUCCUCAUGGUGAAGUUGAAUUGAUUCCAGAUACAAAAGUCUUUUCUACAGUGCCGAAUUUCUAUUGGAUUGAAGUAACUUUAUUAAUAAAUGUUUUUUUAUCAGGAUUUGAUGGUACAGUGACAGCAUCAACUUAUACCGUUAUUGGCAAUGAGUUCAAUGCAGCAAACUUAGCUUCUUGGAUAACAACUUCAUAUUUAAUUACUUCAACUUCUUUUCAACCAUUAUAUGGAUCCUUUUCAGAUGUAAUAGGGAGAAGAAAAUGUUGUUUUUUUGCUUCGGGGACUUUUGCAUUAGGAUGUCUUGGUUGUUCAUUGGCCAAUAACAUCACCAUCCUUAAUCUACUGAGAGCCUUAACAGGUGUUGGUGGAGGUGGAUUGAUUACUUUAUCAACCAUUGUGAAUUCGGAUAUUAUAAUACCCAAAAAGAGAGGAUUAUUUCAAGCAGUUCAAAAUCUAUUAUGGGGAUUUGGCGCUGUACGUGGUGCCUCUUUUGGAGGAUUGAUUGCUUCUACCAUAGGUUGGAGAUGGUGUUUCAUAUUACAAAUACCUCCUUCGAUUCUUGCAGUUUAUGUUGGAUAUAAAUAUAUCAGAAAUCAACCAGAGUUUGAUACAUCUAAUCAUAAAUUAUCAUCGUUAGUUCUUCAAAAGAUUGACUUUGCGGGAUCCUUUGUGUUGGUGUUAUCCUUAACUUGUCAGUUAUUUGUCUUAACCUUAGGUGGUAAUGAACUUGAAUGGCUGGAUUAUAGAUUAAUUCUUCUUGGUAUUGUUGGAGUAUCUUUAAUGGUUUAUUUUGUUUAUAUUGAAAUUCAUACGAAGGCAAAUCCAAUUAUACCGGUCAAACGUUUUAAAAGUCUGUUCACUGUUUUGCUUAUGGGCCAGAACUUUUUACUAGGAUUAAGUUCUUAUGCAUAUCUUUUUGCCUUACCAUUAUUAUUUCAGUUAGUCUUAGGAGACUCUACCGCUAAGGCUGGUCUCCGAUUAGCCAUACCAUCUUUAGCAACUCCUAUUGGUGGAAUUAUUACUGGUGUGAUGAUGAACAAGUAUGAGGUAUUAAAGGUGUUGGUAUAUAGUGGAACAUUUAUAAUGGCCACCGGAAACUUUUUGUCAAUGUUAGUUGGUCCAGGUAUGUCAGGAUGGUUAUUAAGCUUAUUAUUAAUGCCCUCGAAUUUGGGUCAAGGUAUGGCAUAUCCUAGUUCUUUAUUUACAUUCAUUUUUGCAUAUGGAACAGAACAUCAGGCUACUUCAACUUCAACUAUUUAUUUACUGAGAAGUGUUGGUGGAGUAUUUGGGGUUACUAGUGUAUCUGUUAUAGUACAAGCAUACUUAAAGUAUAAACUCACUGACGAUUUAAGUGACCUCACGGAUUUGAAAAAGCAUCAAAUUCAUAAGAUUGUAAAGGCAAUUACUAGAUCAACCGAUGCAAUUUAUGAGCUUUCUCCAGAAAUUCAAAAAUUUGUUCUUCAAGAUUAUGAAUCAGCAAUUAGAUUGGCUCAAUUGUUUUUCAGUGUAUGUUGUGGAUUAGCUUUCGUUUUGUGUAUCUUGAGAGAUGUAUUGGGGUCAAAGCCAAACAUUUGUUAG